Talaromyces marneffei is the source of this 1104-nucleotide messenger RNA. RefSeq lists its product as uncharacterized. The record is from RefSeq and is a predicted model, not a curated record. The transcript is spliced from 2 exons. The coding region runs from base 1 to 1104 and encodes 367 amino acids. Lineage: Eukaryota; Fungi; Ascomycota; Eurotiomycetes; Eurotiales; Trichocomaceae.
AUGACAUUUCCUCCACCAUCUCCUGCGGAGCUAGCAGCAUGGAGGGAGCGCGAUGUGGAAUAUGAUGCGAAGAUUGCAGCCGCAAAAGCAGAGCUUGAACGGAUCAAGGCAGAAAGCUUACUCACUCUUGACACCGAGAGUGUCGAAGAAGCGCAGAUUGAGUACGAAUGGGCGGUAUACGAUAAGUUAUCUACCAGACGACAACUUUAUCCCCGUAAACGGGCCAUUUCGCCGUGGAAUCAGUCUUAUCAGAGGCCAAAACAAGAGUAUAAUCUUCAGACACAGUCUACUUUCUUCAGAUUGCUACCAAGCGAAAUCAGAGCACAAAUAUACCGAAUGGUCUUUGGGAACCUGAUCAUUGAGAUUUUUGCCGGAUCUGGAGGAUUUAAUGGGCCCGAGCCUUCUUCAGAUUAUCGUGUCUUCCAGGGAUCCAGAAUUGUCGAUGCCAAUGGAGGAGGCAAAUGGGCUUCACACCUCUUCGCGGACUUCCCCAUCACUUACAUGCCUCAUAUUGUUCCGCUUUUACAAAGCUGUCGUCGGAUAUAUGCCGAAUCUGUCGACAUUCUAUACUCAGAGAACGUCUUCAAAAGCCACGGACACCACAAUGAUAUUGACUGGACAAAGUUCCUGCUCCAUCAAAGAUUGCAGACAAUACGCUCCGCUCAUUUCCAACUAAACCUAGGGUAUCCAUGGACCGCACCGUUUAUUGGAACCGCUCUUGAAGUAUACGCCCAGCUGAGAGCCUUGCAGAAGCUUUGUAUAGUUGGAAUAGGGGAGGGGAUGAUAGACUCGAAGCACGCGGACGUGAUCGACGCAGAGCUGUGGAAGGAAAGAAAGCAUAUACUGAUUCCUUUGUUCCGCAACUAUUCGUUCAUAAAGGAUGUCGACAUUUUUCUUCCCAUUAUGCAGAAGACUUUGGUUCAACAGGACAAGGAUGCUGUCUGCGGCCCAAGAUUGCAUGGCUGGACCGAGGAGCAAAGGCGUGGCGAGAAGCCCGCUUUUUGUGCUUGCGUGCACCAGCCUGAGAAACUAUCUUUUGGUAGAACUUCAUAUAAAAAGAUUUGUAAGGGUAGUUUUUUAAUUCUUCUGCGAGACGAAGCAUAG